UCUUGGUUUUAAAUCUGAUUGAGCCCUCAGUAACAACCUGAGUAACAACCUCAGUAACAAGUGGAAUGUUAAAAAGGUGUUGAUCCCUUUUCUAGAUUUUGGGUUUUAUAGAUUUUGGGUCUUUUAUUUUUCAAAACACCUGGUGUUAAAAGUGGUUAAUUCAGUUGAAUCUAGAGGGUAGGCUAUGGAGGAUUGAAACUGUGUUGUGUUGAUUAUUGACCUUUGCUCAGAGCAUUCUGUAGUACUCCUCUCUUCUCCUUUUUAAACAGACUGCACUUGCCACUUGCUUCUGCCUAUGAUACCUCCUUUCCAUGCUGUCAGUUCUUGCUUCUUGCUGGGACUUAUGCUAUCUGCCAACUCCUAGGUUUCUCCUGGGUGAAACUGUGGAGAAUCUAAUCACAUAUCUAGGCACCCUACAUGCUGGAAAAACUCUGUCGGCACAAAGAAAAGACUUGUCCACAGGCUCCAUAGUUUUGACAUAAGACUUCCUGAUCUGCCAAUAGCUAAACCCUAGAGAGAGCCCUGAGCAGUUGAAUACUCCCAGAUUCCUUUAUUUAGCUAACAGGUGGCCCUGUAUCUUAUAGCUGUGGCCAGAGUCUCACAUACAAUCAAUCUUCUGUUGGAGUGAAAGAACAUUGUUGGCUUCCUAUAAACAUAACUAGAGCCCCUGAUGGAACCCUUUACUUAGGUUCCUCAGGAGUUCAGUGAUCCACCAGAACUGAUAAACAGUCCAUAGUUUCAUUCACCAGCAUUCUAUAACUUCCAUCUCCUGCACCCAAACAGAGGUUGGCACAAACUUUGCCAUGUGACUAAUUUCAGGAGUAAUUAAUGGAUCCCAUCCACAGCAGUGGCAGUAACUCCCUGAACUCAACCAAGCAAUGAAACCAGGUAGAGUGAAAGUUUGACAUCAGUUCAAGUUUCCUUUAUUUUGGGAUCUCAAAUACUCAAGACUGACAUCCUUACGCCUCCAUCUCCGAGGAUUCUAUCCUCUAAACCUGACACCCAGGAGUGAAUCAGUGCAGCCCAGCAUCAUCACCCAUAGGGGGCCCAGCUUUGUCUCUAUCAAAUGGUUUCAGCUCCACCCGGAGGGGUCUCUGUCUUAUUUCUGGCCAUUUGAUCUUAAGCACUGUGUUCCCUACAAUCCUUAACCAGAACUCGUGCAUCUCACACAGUUCAUCAGAGAUUUGGGUGCAGCAGUGGAUGGAUGUCGUUGUCCUGAAAGACCCCCUGCUAGUGAGUACAAGGGCUGACUUGGUGGCAGGGGGCUCUCCUGAAGAGCUUUCUCCUGGUGAGGCCCAUCCUCCAGAUCUUGGGGUUGGAGGUCCAGAUGAGAGAACAUGAGGAUAUUCUUACCACAUCAUGCAGACAUGCAGUGGCCUCCUAACUGGUCUCCUCCUGUCCAUGUUUUCCUCUUUUCAAUUCUCCACAUGGCAGUCAGGAAAUCUCAUGGUGGCUUUCUUUUAUUGAAAGCCCUUCCCUGUCUCACCUGUAUGCCCUUGUCCUUGCCAGUCUUUCCAGUCCCACCUCGUGCCACCUUCCUCCUGUGCUGUGUUCCAAUUUUUUUUUUUUUAGUUCCUCACAUUUAUUGCUCCCUCCUGCUUGAGCUUUUCCACAUGCCGUUUUCUUUGACUUUUCAAUGUAUUAAUUCCCACUCAUCUUUUUGAGCUCAGUUCAAAUGUCAUCUCUUCAGGGAAGCUGUCCUUGAGUCCCCCAUUACUCCCUUUGUAGCUCUACAUCAAUUCCUUCCUAGUUUGUAAUUUUAUAUCUGAGCAAUAUUUCCUGUCUACCUCCCAACCAGCUUGUAAGCUUCAUGAAGGCAGAGUUUAUGUCUAUAAAGGUUUCCCCUGGAUCCCUGAGUACCCGCAUGGUAGAGGCUUGAUAAAUAUUUACUAGACGAAUAAAUUCACGAAAAUAAACAUGGAAAAUUACUACUAUCAGAGGCUCCACCAGAUGGUGAGUAGAUGUAGUUCCAUGACCUCAUGCACUUUCAGUGGUUCUGUCACAUGUGUGACAGCUAAGAAAUUUUUCAUUCUAUGUGACACAGAAAUUCGAUAUGACAGCUGCAGGAGUGGGUGCCUGGAUUCUUGUCCAGUUUCUCCUCCCUCAGUCUCUCUCUUCUUCCUUCUAGCUCACCCAAAAUACUCACUAGACAAGUGUGGACACAUACACAUACACACACAUGCACAUACACACACACACACAACUUUCCCAUAGCAUAUGAAUGGCAAAUUCUGGCUUCUUGAAUUCUAAAAAAUGUUUUUGCCUACAUUAUUUAUUUAGUGAGAUCUGUUAGUUGGCUUUGUUCUGUUAAAAACAAUAAUAUCAAUCAGAAAAUAACAUAACCUUUCUUUAAGAUUCACACAUUUCUUAAAAAUCUCAUUUCCUAGAGAUCUUAAUAGAAACUUUACACCACUUGGAAUUAUUUCCUAAGAGUACAUUUUUCACUCAAACUCUUUUCUGGCCACUUAACUUUUCACUUCGUCUAGAUUUUUUUUUUUCUAAAAAGAUCAUGAGGUACUUGAGGGGAGAGUCUACGGAUCUUCUAGUUUAUACUCUCCCCAACCUACAUCUGUGCACAAAAAAGUGUUUAACAAAAUUCUCUCAAUUGUUUCCAGAAAGAGAAUUUAAGUUGAAGAGGAAAAGAAAAUGAAGUUAUUACAAAAUUGUAUAUUCUAUAAUUAUAUUUCAUGUCCUAUGACAAAGGAAAAUGAAGACUGUAGGCAAGAAGGUAAAUCUGUAUUCUAGUUGGUUGAGGUAAAAGCCAUGGUAACUGUGAAAGUAAGUUACUGUUAAUAACCAGAAAGAAGACAAAUUCACAAAUUAUCAUUUUCAUGGAAAAUUAUUAUUGCAAACUGCUCUGGAUUAAACAGUCCUUGAGGCUUAAACAUUCUAUUAUGGCCAACUUUAACUCUUAUAUAUGAUUAACACUCUUUUUAUUAUCCCACUGAAUUUCAUAAACCCCACGAGGAGGACUCAGAGUGUAAGCAAUCAUGUAGAAGAAUGUAAUGUGAAUCAGAAGAACUUCCUGACUUCAGACUAUAGAUUCUCUGGGUUGAGAAGAAAGGUCAAGUCUAGAUGGUAAAUGAACAAGAGGAGAACUAACCUUGGUGGGUCACUGAAGAGGGAACUGGUCUUGCCCCACUGGGGAGGAGCAAACUAACAGAAGCAUCAUGUAAGUUUGCAGGAACCGAGAAGAGAGACGAUCUCAAUGUUUUCUUAAAUAGAAACUCAAGAAAACCCAAGAUCUCAGAGACUAAAAGGGCUGUGUGGCCGAUAUGAGUCAGGGGCAGCUUACAGAGUCUCAUGUGCCACAAUGUGACCUGCAAGCAGGCAGGUGGUUCUGUGGCCUGAGUGACCCAGGAGAUGGGGUCUUAGAUAGCACCCCACAGUUUCCAAGCCUGCCAGUUUCUCAGCCUGGCAGUGGAAUGAAAAUAUGUGUCCCCUACAGUCUGUAUAGAAGUUGAAAGGGUGGUUGUCAAACCUGCAGGGACCUUUUUAAUGGAAUCAUGAAGAUGGUGCAGCAGUCAGACCUAUAUGUCCAGUGAACAAACAUGAAACAGGAUGAUGGGUGGCUGAAUGAAAACCAAGGUGACAGCAGACAGUUAAGGACCAGACGCCACAUCUCCCAGUGCUUUAACACUCCACAAGCACCCCAGAAAUUAAAUGUAUCCCUUUGGUAUAUAUUGACUAAAUUUAAAUUUUUACCACUUAGAGGCCAGGGGCUCUAAAUAGAAAAUCAGAGGAAGAUAAAGUUACUAUUUCUUACACAGCUGAGUUUGUGAGCUGAAAGUGAAACCAAUACACAAACCUCUUUAGAAAUGCUAAUGUUCUGCAUUCACAUAUUAUUAUGUGAACAAAGUAUUUCUUUGAUUAAUAGCAUCCCUUCACCUAGUUUUGAACUAACGGGAGAAUAUAGCGUAUUUGGGUGAAGAAGAAAGGUGGGAGGAUUGUUGUCAAAGGAUUCUCUUUCUAAUGGGAAGAGAAGGAGGAGAACAUUAAGAGAAAAAGAAAGAAAAGCAGACAGAUGAAUAACCAACAUCUCCUCUGUUCUCAUUUCGAUAUUCAUCCUGAAUUAAUGGGACUUUCUGUUUUUCUAGCAUACUCACAAAGGAUACUUUAAUCUAGACUACUGAAGAUGCAGUGUUAUCGGAGGUGUGGAAAAACAAUGGUAGGUUUAAUAACUCAACCCAGGUUUAAUUUCUAGCUUUGCCAUUUCAUACAGGUGUGACUUUGGACAAUACCUUAACCUAUUUGAACUUCAGUUUCUUCAACUGUAAGAAAGGUUUAACACAGCCCAUUGAAUCACUGAGAGAAUUGAGUCAGUGUACAUGAAAGAGAUUAGUAAAUGGUAAAAAACCCAACAGCAAUGCACAAUGUAGGUCAUUUUGUGGUAAAGGAGACUAUGGGGAGAGAUAAAACAGGUGGAGAAGGCACAUGGGGGUGAAAGGUGCUAUUCUGGAGUCUUUGAACAAACAGUUCAACACAAGGACAUCAGGCUUACUGGAAGAAAGUAGUCCAGAAGAGAAAAAUUAGGAAAGGAGUUUUAUGGCCAUUAAAGACAGACCCAGAUAUCCUGACUGGAAGUCUAAUAAUUACAACAUCAAACUCUGUUUAUUUAUGCUUAGUUGUAGACUCUCUUGCUCAUUUACCUUAGAGAUCUACUUACAAUUAGUAUUAGGUACCUUGCCCUGUACUUAGAAUUCCAGAACAGGGCAAUCACUACUCACACUUUCAAUAUAAGAAAUCAACAGAAAUUGGGAGGGGCAUGAGGGGAUGGGUAAAAUGGGUGAAGGGGAGAUACAGACUUUCAGUUAUAGAAUGAAUAAGUCAGGGGAAUAAAGGGUACAACACAGAGACUAUAGUCAAUGGUAUUGUAAUAGUGUUGUAGGUUGACAGAUGUGGCUACACUUGUGGUGAGUACAGCAUAAUGUAUAAGCUCAUCAGAUCACUAUGUUGUACAUCUGAAACUAAUGUAAAAUUGUGUGUUAACUACACUUCAAUUUAAAACAAGAGAGAGAGAGAGAAACCACAGUAAUUGGGGCUUUAGGAACUGAUAGUUAAUCUUUCAACCGUUAGAAAUCCUUCUUAGUUAUUGUCCUUACCAUGAAAACCCCUGGAUACUAAUUCAACUAGUUGUUUUUUUUUCUGACAUCUCUGGAAGUUUCACACUUCUGUGCAAAAAUCUUUGUCAGUACUCUUUGAAAGCUGGGAAUUAGGAAGUAGGCUUUAAAUUUAGCUUCAGAUGACAUACAGAAAAGUCUGAAAUAGCAGCAAUCUUCCUGAUUUAAUUCAGGGUUGGCAUCCUUUAGUUGUGAAAUGAGAUGAAAAUCCCAUUCCCCAGAAUUCUUUUGAAGUAGUGUUUGGUGGGAAUAUUUUGUUAUGCUACUUAGGGUGUGGAUGAUAUCUCAAAAACAUAGCUAGCACAUAAUGGUCACUAGAAUGUCUUCUCAGGAGUGUAGGCCUGACCAACUAGAGCCCUCUGGGUUUCACAGAAAAUUUUGAUGGGUUUAUGAUUGUGACUUUUGGUGUAGAAACCAACAAGAGGUACAUGUUUUGUAUAAAUAGAGAGGAAACAUAAUUGAAGUGGGAGAGAAAGAGAUACCUUGUAUAAAACUGCAGAGCCAACAAAGGUAGGGCAGUAUUGGAGAAGGAGAAUUAAAGAGAGAUCUCUGGUACUGGGGAGCCAAAGGUGGAUGUCAAAGAACAGAUAUAGUAAGGGGAUUCCCACAAAUGUUUUAUUUUGAAAAAUACCAAAACUUUAGGAAGUUGCAAGAAUAGUAUAAUAAACACUAGUGUACCUCUUACAUAUACAUACACAUGUAUAUAGAAGGACAGAGAACAUACUUUUAUAAAUGCGUGUAUUCACAUUUUAUAUAUAGAUAGGCAGAUAAAAAAGUAGAUACAGAGAGGGGUGCCUGUGCGGCUCAGUUGGUUAAGCGUCUGACUCUUGAUUUCAGCUCAGGUCAUGAUCUCACAGUUGGGGAAUUCCAGCCCCACAUUGCACUUAAUGUGCGGAGCCUGCUUGGGAUUCUCUCUCUCUCCCUCUAUCUGUGUCUCUCCAUCCUGUCUCUUCUCUCUCCCUCCCUCCCUCUCUCUCUCUCUCAAAAAUAAAUAAACUUUAAAAAAGUAGAUACAGAGAGAAAUGUGUGUGUGUGUAUUUUUUUCCUGAACCAUGUGAAAGUUGUUUGUAGACAUGAAACUUUAUCACUAAAUACUUCAAAGGUGUCUUCUGAGAACAAGGCCAUUCUCCUAUAUGACCACAAUACAAUUAUCCCACUCAGGAACUUAAACUUGAUACAAUACAAUAUCUAAUAUUUGGUACAUAUUCAAUUUCCCCGAUUGUCCCAAUAAUAUCCUUAUAAAUCUCCAAUGUAAAGGGGAUUUUAAAAUUGUUUGCCAUGUUUGGCAUAAAUGCCUUUUCCAUUUUCCCAACAAAAUCAUCAAAAACAACUACAUUUUCAUUAAUGUUUUUUGCAAGUAAUUUCUACAGGGGAACUUGUAGAUGUCCCACGUCCAGAUUGGCAAUAAAUGAAAAUAGAAAUAAUAGCAGCUGCCACAAGAGAGAUUGGUUGAUACUGAUCACAUUUGAAGCAACUAUUUGGGGGAGAGGAGCUUUGUAGAGACAGUAAGUAAUGGAGACAUUUAAAACCACUUAUUCAGUUCCUUGUAUCCUGCCCCUUUUCUUCCUACCCAUGUUUUAAAUCUGUUCUGUCUUAGUUGUUAGUAUGUGAUAAGUGUUUCCCAGAUCCUACCAUGAUACAUUCAGCUUGCUCUCAUAGAUCUUUUGUAAAAAACAGAUUCUAUUUUUAGAGCAGUUUUAUAUAUACAGAAAAAAAAAAUGAGAAAACAGUACAGAGUUUCCAUACAUCCCCUCUCCCUCUACACACAAUUUCCCCUAUUAAUAUCUUACAUUAGUAUAGUAUGUUGGUUACAACUGAUGAACCAAUAUUCACAAAUUAUUAUUAAUGAGAUCCAUACUUUAUUCAGAUUUCCAUAGUUUUUAACCUAAUGUCCUUUCUGUUCCAAGAUCCCACCUAGGAAUCAGAAUUACAUUUAGUUGUUAUUUCUCCUUAGGCUCCUUAGACUGUGACAGUUUCUCAAACUUUUCUUGUUUUUGAUGUCCUUGACAGUUUUGAACUCAUAGGUCUUUUGAUAAUUUAAUCUCCAUACAUUGCUUGGCAGAGCACCACAACAAAUACUAUUUUGAAUUAAGUAAAAUCUUUGAUAAUUCGUGAAAAUCAAAUCCUGUUUGAAGUAGCUGCAUGAUAAAGAUGAUAAAGUUAUUUUAGCAGCCUUGCUUGUAUUAGGUCAUAUUAUGACUACUUAUUGAUUAAAUAUGGGAUAUAGAGUUCACAGCAUUCAUUGGGUGGCAUGGUCUUCUUUGUGUGGAUUGAGUCAAUGGAGCCCGAGGCACAAAGAUCAAUUGAGAGAGAACCAUUCAGAAGGUGCCUUUUCCCCUGGGGCCUUGUGUUCUUACAGACUACACAAGGCAGAUGUUUUAUGCUUUUCUCUCGGGGGUAAUUUGGCUUGAGACAUGCUACUAUCCUUUACCAAGCAAGUAUUUCUCUUGUCCUUUUAACUUUUUUUAAUUAAAGUACAAUUUACAAAUAGUGAUAAGCACAGAUCUUAUGUACACAGUUGGAGGUGUUCUGACAAAUGCAUUCACCUGUGUAAUCCACACCUUAUCAAGAGAGAGAAUAUGUUCAUCACCAUAGAAAGUUAUCUCAUGCCUUUACCAAGUAAAUGCCUGCCCUUAAUCCCCAGAGGCAACCACUGGUUCAAUUUCUUUCACUGUAGAUUAGGUUUGCUUGUCCUAGGACUUCAUAUAAAUGGGAUCAUAUAUUUUGUACUCUUUUGUGUGUGGGCUUCUUUAGCUUAGCAUAAUGCUUGUGAGAUUCAUUCAUGUUUUGCAUCUAUCAAAAGUUUAUGCCAUUUUAUUGCUGAGUAGUAUUCAUUGUAUUGUAUCAAUAUACCACAAUUUCUUUAUCUACUUUUAUAUUGAUGGGAAUUUUUUUCUGAUUUUUUGGCUGUUUUGAAUGAAGCUACUGUGAAUAUUCUACUUUAUGUCUUUUAUGUGGACUUUAUGUUUCUCUUGAGUGUGGAAUUUCUGUGUCAUGUAGUUGGAGUAUGUUUAAUGUUAUAAGAAGAUGUCAAACCAUUUCCCAAAGAGUGUGCAACACUUUACAGUCUGUGUUAAUUAUCUAUUGCUGCAUAACAAUUUAACAGCUUAAAUCAACACACAUUUAUUAUCUCCCAGUUUGGGUCAGGAGACUGGGCAUACCUUAGUUUAUCCUUUGCAAGACUGUAAUCACAGUGUUGACCAAAACUGGGUUCUCCUAUGGAGGCUUAAUUGGGGAAGGAAGAAUUCUGUUGACAGGAUUAACUUCCUUGUGUUGUGUGAUUGAGGACUUCAGCUUCUUGCUGGCUGAGGUGGUUGCCCUCAGUUGCUAGAGGCUGCCAGCAGUUUCUUACCAUAUGGCGUUCUUUAACAUGGGCAGUUUGAGUUGCUUCCUCGAAGCCAGCAAAGGAGCAAGAGAUUCCAGCUAGGUGAGUGCUAUAACCUUAUAAGAUGUAGUCAUGUAAUCAAAUAUAUUCAAUCAUAUACAUCUCAUUACCUUUUCCAUAUUCUAUUACAAGUCCCACUUAUGCUCAAGGGAAGGGAUCACAUAGGGCAUGAAUACUAGGAGGUGGGGAUCAAAGGAGACCACCUUAUGGGUAUGCGUAUCACAUACUCGCACCAGAAAUGAAUGAGAGUUUUGGUUGCUUCAUAUCUUUGCCAACAUUUGGUGUUGCCACUUGUUUCAUUUAGCCAUUAUAGUUGUUGUAAGGUAUGCCACUAUGGUUUAUUUUUUAGUUUGUUUUGUUUUAUUUUUAAUUUAAUUUAAUUUAAUUUUUGUGAGUAUGGUUAUAACACAAUGUUAAAUUAGUUUCAGGCACAAAACACAAUGUUUGGCAAGUUUAUACGUUAUGCUAUGCUCACCACAAGUGUAGCUACCAUCUGUCACCAUAAAAAGCUAUUAAAAUAUCACUGACUAUAUUCCCUAUGCUGUGCCUUUUAUUCCCAUUGUGGUUUUAAUUUGUAUUUCUGUAAUGUCUAAUGAUACUAAACAUUUCUUCAUGUGCUUAUUGGCUGAUUACAUGUCUUCUUUCAGGAAAUGUCUUUACCUGUAUUUGGCCCAUUUAAAAUAUUGUGUUGUUUGUCUUUUUAUUGUUGAAUUGGAGGUCUUCCUUAUAUAUUCUGGAUAAAGAUCCUUUGAUAGAUAUAUGUAUUAAAAUAUUUUCUCUCUGUCUAGGUCUUGCCUAGGUUUUUUUGUUAGCAGUGUCUUUUGAUGAACAGAUAAUUUUAACUUUGAUGAAAUUUAAUUGACCAAUUUUUCUGUAAUGUUUAGUACUGUCCUGGUGAGAACAUUUCUCUCUCAGUAAUUGAUAAAACAAGUAAAUGGUAAAUUUUAAAAUAACUCAUGAUACAGAGAAGAAAUCACAUGGGAAAUAAAAUAUUUUGAACUGAAUGUUAAUAAAAAUACAACAUACUAAACCAUCUCAUAUUUGUAAGAUAUAGCAGUUGAAUCAUUGCCUAGAAGGGAGUUUAUAGUGUAAAAUGCUUAAAUUAAAUUUAAAUUUUAAAGUUUUGAAGUUUCCAUCGUCCAAAGCAAAAGGGAAAAAAGAGUAAAUUAGCCCAAAGGAAGCUUAAAAAAGGAAACAAGAAAUGUAAGGAAAAUCAAUAAAAUAGGAAAUAAAUUAACCAGCUAGUUCAGUGAAAAUCAGUGUAAUGAAAAUUUGGUUCUUACAAAAGAAGAGUGGAGGCAAUAAAGCUCUACUUAGACUGAUCAAGAAAAAAAAAUCAAUAAAAAAACAAAAAAUUAAUAAAAUAAAAAUUUAAAUCAAUUAAAAAUUCAUUGAUAUAACACAUUGCAUCAUAUUAGCAUAGAGGACAAAAACCACAUUAUCAUCUCAAUAGAUACAGAAAAAAGCAUUUGACUAAAUCUAUAACCCUUUCAUGACAAAUACUCAACAUAUUAGGAAUAGAAAGAAAAUUCCUCACCCUGAUAAAGGGCUUCUAGGAAAAUCCCCCCAGAAAAUAUGAUACUUAAUGGUAAAAGACUGAAUGUGUUCCACUAAGGAACAGAAACAAGACAAUGGUGUUUGUUCUCACCACUUCUAUUCAACAUUGUAUUGAAGGUUCUAGCCUGGGAAGUUAGGCAAGAAAAUAAAAUAAAAGGCAUCCAGAUUGGAAAGGAAGAAGUCAAAUGAUCUCUAUUUUCAAAUGGUAUGAUCUUGUAUAUACAAAAGAAAAAGUCCUAAGGAAUUCAUUAAAAAUAAUGAACAAUCUAAAAAUAAGGAAAACAAGUCCACUUGCAAUAGUACCAAAAAGAAUAAAAUACUUAUAAAUAAAUUUACCUAAAUAAAUGUAAUACUGAUAUUUUGAAAACUGUAAAACAUUGCUUAAAGAAAAUAAAGAAGUCCCAUUAAAUGGAAAGACAUUUCAUGUUUAUGAAUCAUAAUAUUUAGUAUGGCAAAGUGAAGAUACAAAUAUUCCCCAAACUGACCUAAACUUCAGAGAAAUCCCUAUUAAUAUCUCAACUGGCUUCUUUGCAGAAACUGACAAGCAGAUCUAAAAUUCAUAUGUAAAUGAAGUUUCAGAAUCAUCAAAGAAUUCUUGAAAAAAAAUAAUAAAGUUGGAGCACUCACACUUUCCUACUUUCAAACUUAAUAUAAAACUCAGUAAUCAAGACAAUGUUGUACUGACAUCAAGAUAUAAGCAAACUGGCAGUGGUCCAAGGAACACUCUUUGAGUCCUGCUGCUCUGGGGAAACUUCACUGAAGACAAGGAGAAGAAGGAUUGGGAGUUAAUAAAGGAACAGAAGGGAGGAGGAGAAAAAGGAGACCAUGGAUUUGUGGAAGACUAGGGAAGUUUUAAGAAAGAGGAAGAGGUUAAUUGUGUUAACUGCAAGAUAGUCAAUUAGAAUGAAGACCAGAAAGAAGCCAUUGAAUUGACAAGUAGGACACGUGUAACCUUUGAAAGAGUGAUUUCAGUGGAGUGCUGGUGGUGAAGGAAGAUCAAGAAAAGCUUCUUUGAAGAAUCUGCAGAAUUUCUAAUAUUUCUUUGGUUGUGCAACAGAAAGCUGUGGGGGAUAUAAAACUUUUGAUCAAUCCAAUUGCUCCUAAAUUGUGUGUCAGCUUGCCUGAAGUCACAAUGGCUGCAGCAACUGUUUAAGUGUCACAUUCUCAUGGAAAUAGUUAAGGGCAGAAGAGCUGUGUCAUCUCUGUAUCUCAUUUUAUCACGCUGCCAGCAGACAACCUUUGAUCCUGCAAAGACCAAAACUGCAUCCUGAGCAGUUAGUUAGCCUACACUAACCCAGGCAGGCUUGUAUUUGAAGAAACUGAAGAACCUGAUUUUAUUGCAUUAUGUCAGAAAUUAAAGAUACCAGAUCAUGUCAGAGAAAGAGCUUGGUUUACUUGGGAAAAAGUUUCAUCUGUGGAUGGAGUGUUGGAAGGUUAUAGUCAAAGGAAAAAGGAACUGUGGGGAAUCUGUAUCUUUAUUGCAGCAGUUGACCUAGAUGAGAUGCCAUUCACCUUUACUGAGCUACAGAAAAACAUAGAAACCAGUGUCUACAAAUUCUUUGAUUUACUAAAAGAAGUUGAUACGAGUACCAAAGUUGAUAAUGCUAUGUCAAGACUGUUGAAGAAGUAUAAGGUAUUGUGUGCACUCUACAGCAAAUUGGAAAGGACAUGUGAACAUAUAUAUUUGACACAACCUGGCAGUUUGCUAUCUACUGAAAUAAACUCUAUGUUGGUGCUAAAAGCUUCUUGGAUCACAUUUUUACUAGCUAAAGGGGAAGUGUUACAAAUGGAAGAUGAUCUCGUCAUCUCAUUUCAGUUAAUGCUCUGUGUCCUUGAUUAUUUUAUUAAACUCUCACCUCCUGCAUUGCUUAAAGAACCAUAUAAAACAGCUGUAAUACCUUUUAAUGGUUCACCUCGAACACCAAGGCGAGGUCAGAACAGGAGUGCACGGAUAGCAAAACAACUAGAAAAUGAUACAAGAAUUAUUGAAGUUCUCUGUAAAGAACAUGAAUGUAAUAUAGAUGAGGUGAAAAAUGUUUAUUUCAAAAAUUUCAUACCUUUUAUGAAUUCUCUUGGAAUUGUAGCUUCUAAUGGACUUCCAGAGGUGGAAAGUCUCUCUAAACAAUAUGAAGAAAUUUACCUUAAAAACAAAGAUCUUGAUGCAAGAUUAUUUCUGGAUCAUGAUAAAACUCUUCAGGCUGAUCCUAUAGACAGUUUUGAAAUGCAGAGAACACCACGAAAAAGUAACUCUGAUGAAGAGGUGAAUACGAUGCUUCCGCAGACUCCAGUUAGGACUGUUAUGAAUACUAUUCAACAGUUAAUGAUGAUCUUAAAUUCAGCAAGUGAUCAACCAUCAGAAAAUCUGAUUUCCUAUUUUAAUAACUGCACAGUGAAUCCAAAGGAAAGUAUCCUGAAAAGAGUGAAGGAUAUUGGAUGCAUCUUUAAAGAGAAAUUUGCUAAAGCUGUGGGACAGGGAUGUAUGGAAAUUGGAUCACAGAGAUACAAACUUGGAGUCCGAUUAUAUUACCGAGUAAUGGAAUCUAUGCUUAAAUCAGAAGAAGAACGAUUAUCCAUUCAAAAUUUUAGUAAACUCCUGAAUGACAACAUCUUUCAUAUGUCUUUGUUGGCAUGCGCUCUUGAGGUUGUAAUGGCUACAUAUAGCAGAAGUACAUCUCAGAAUCUUGAUACUGGAACAGAUUUGUCCUUCCCAUGGAUUCUGAAUGUACUUAAUUUAAAAGCCUUUGAUUUUUACAAAGUGAUUGAAAGUUUUAUCAAAGCAGAAGCCAACUUGACCAGAGAAAUGAUAAAACAUUUAGAGCGAUGUGAACAUCGAAUCAUGGAAUCCCUUGCAUGGCUCUCUGAUUCACCUUUAUUUGAUCUUAUUAAACAAGCAAAGGACCGAGAAGGACCAGCUGAUCACCUUGAAUCUGCUUGUACUCUCAGCCUUCCUCUCCAGAGUAAUCACACUGCAGCAGAUAUGUAUCUUUCUCCAAUCAGAUCCCCAAAGAAAAAAGGAACUACACGUGUAAAUUCUACUGCAAACACAGAGGCACAAGCAACCUCAGCCUUCCAGACUCAGAAGCCAUUGAAAUCUACCUCCCUUUCACUUUUUUACAAAAAAGUGUACCGACUGGCGUAUCUUCGACUAAAUACUCUGUGUGCACGCCUUCUGUCUGACCACCCUGAACUGGAACACAUCAUCUGGACCCUUUUUCAGCACACACUGCAAAAUGAGUAUGAACUCAUGAGAGACAGGCAUUUGGAUCAGAUUAUGAUGUGUUCCAUGUAUGGCAUUUGCAAAGUGAAGAAUAUAGACCUUAAAUUCAAAAUCAUUGUAACAGCAUACAAGGAUCUUCCUCAUGCUGUUCAGGAGACAUUCAAACGAGUUUUGAUCAGAGAAGAGGAGUAUGAUUCCAUUAUAGUAUUCUAUAACUCAGUCUUCAUGCAGAGACUUAAAACGAAUAUUUUGCAGUAUGCUUCUACCAGGCCCCCGACUUUGUCACCAAUACCUCACAUUCCUCGAAGCCCUUACAAGUUUUCUAGUUCACCUUUACGAAUUCCUGGGGGAAACAUCUAUAUAUCACCGCUGAAGAAUCCAUAUAAAAUUUCAGAAGGUGUGCCAACACCAACAAAAAUGACUCCAAGAUCGAGAAUCUUAGUAUCAAUUGGUGAAUCAUUUGGGACUUCUGAGAAGUUCCAGAAAAUAAAUCAGAUGGUGUGUAACAGCGACCGUGUGCUCAAAAGAAGUGCUGAAGGAGGCAACCCUCCUAAACCGCUGAAAAAACUACGCUUUGAUAUUGAAGGAUCAGAUGAAGCAGACGGAAGUAAACAUCUCCCAGGGGAAUCCAAAUUUCAACAGAAACUGGCAGAAAUGACAUCUACCCGAACACGAAUGCAGAAGCAAAAAAUGAACGAUAGCAUGGAUACCUCAAACAGGGAAGAAAAAUGAGGAUCCCAUGACCUCACUGGGCACCGUAUAAACCUGUGGCCUCAUUGUCUCUCACAGAGCAGACUGUGUGACUCUCCCAGGUUCUGUUUACGGCCGCAUUGAAUAUGAUCUUCAGCUCUUUUUACGGAUAUUGGAUCUCGAGUGUGCAGAUGGGCUUGCCUGUGCGUGCAGGGGAUUCCUAAGCCACUUGCAACAUCGUAGUCAGUAGAAUAUACAUUGUUAUUGCACAAGAUUGAAAAUCUUGUGUAAAUACUGCCAUUUAGAAAGUUGUAGCAGAUGUUUUCAUUUCCAAAAUAUAAUUGCUGUGCUCUACAAACGGCAAGGAUGCCCUGGGAGGGGCAUCCCAGCAACCCAGGCCUAUUUGAGUACUUUGUCUUUUCUUGUGGCAUAUAUGUGAUGUUUGCUAUUAUUUUAUUAAUUUAUAUUUAUAUAUUUUUUAAUUUAACAUGAACGCCCUUAGAAUAUGUGUCCUGUCUUCCAAAUGCAAUUUGGCUGACUACUUCCCCCUCACCCAAGUGAUCCUGAACUCUUCUGCUAAAACAGAUAUUAGAAACUAGAAAAAAAAAAAAUUACUAAUUUUUACACAUUAGAUUUUAGUUUACUAAUGGAAUUUGAUGUACUGUGUGCUUGUUUUAUAAAUUUUAGUUUUAAAAUACAAGCAGAAAGCAGAGUAUAAACAAAUGAUGUCGUCAUACUACUGAUACAGAUUUCAUACCUCAGGACUUGUAAGAAUUUAUUGAUCCUUUUCUCCAUCCAACUCCUGCUUUAAAGUGAGGGUUAUUAAUAGUACUCUUGGUUUUCAUAAACCAUUCAGAACCCCGAAUUCAGGAAGUACCCAUCUAGUACUUGGAAAAUAAAGUGUUCAGCUAGAGCUUUGCCAUAGAGGGCCCUAAGACAGGAUAUCCCAAGUGCACUUUCUAAUGUUUCUGGGUCCGAAGAAUCAAGACCUAAAAUAAUUUUACUCCACAGACUGUUAACUAUAGGAGCCUUAAUUUUUCUUUCUUAGAGGUUUGUUUAAUUGCAUCUCAGCAAUUAUUCUGCCCUCCUAAACUUGGGAAGGGGUGUGUUUUCUCGGGAAUUGUACAUGUCUUCCAUGUAUCUUUUGAGCUGGCAAUUGUCUAUUUAUCUUUUUUUUUUUCUUUAAGUCAGUAUGGUCUAACACUGGCAUAUUCAAAGCCACAUCAUUUCUACUCCAAAAUUGCAAGUAAUCAAAGGUCUUUGGGUUAGGCAUUCAUGUUUCUAUCUGAUUUUGUGCAAAAGCUUCAACUUAAAACAGCUACGUUAGAAAAAGAGGCGCUUCCCCCCCCCCCCCAGCACCUAAAGGUGUAUUUAAACUAUCUUGUGUGAUUAACUUAUUUAGAGAUGGUAUAAUUUAAAUUAGGUGAUAUUUAAGGUAGCAUCAGCUAGCUUUUAGGAAAAAUCACUUUGUCUACCCAGAAUUCUUUUUAAAAAGAAUUCUGGUCUUAUUUGUUAGAAAAUGACAUUUUAUUUUGUGCUCGGUUAAGUUUCAAACUUGUUAUCUUGAUAACAAAGGCACUAGAAAGCUUUCUCCCAUUUCCUCAUUAGUUUCUGCAUGAACAUCAUACAAAUCAGUUAGCUUUUAGGUCAAGGGCUACCAUAUUUCUGGGUCUUUAGCUAAUAAAGGUUUACGUUAGAGUUAGUGCCAGAAUUUUAGGAACUUCAGAGAUCAUAUAUUGAGAUUACUUACAUAAGGCUUCAGGUAUUGCUUUAUUGCUUUUUUGUAUUGGUUAAAACUGUACAUUUAAAAUUGCUUUGUUACUAUUUUCUACAAUUAAUAGUUUAUUUUAAAAUAAAUUAGUUGUUAAGAGUC
This is a messenger RNA of Panthera uncia (snow leopard), 15842 nucleotides long. RefSeq names its product RB transcriptional corepressor 1 (gene RB1). The transcript is spliced from 29 exons. The coding region runs from base 11564 to 14011 and encodes 815 amino acids. Gene Ontology annotation, molecular function: RNA polymerase II transcription regulatory region sequence-specific DNA binding. The record is from RefSeq and is a predicted model, not a curated record. Gene Ontology annotation, cellular component: nucleus; chromatin; Rb-E2F complex. Gene Ontology annotation, biological process: cell morphogenesis involved in neuron differentiation; regulation of transcription by RNA polymerase II; negative regulation of G1/S transition of mitotic cell cycle. NCBI's taxonomy places the organism in Eukaryota, Metazoa, Chordata, Mammalia, Carnivora, Felidae.